UAUAUGUUAACCUCGAGACCGAGCUGUGGCGUUCACCUGGGGGGAGGUACCAUCUACGUUUACACUAAAGGUAUGUUCCCGUGCAAAACAAAUUCCAAUAUGGAUCAGGAGAAGUCAUCUCAGUGGGAAGACAUACGAAGGAAAAUACACGAGGCGAUCGAGAAAAAAGAUCAUGUCCAGGUACAAGAAUGCCUCCGAGCAGCACCUCAUCUGAGGCUAUGGUUGCAUCCUGAAACGAAAAAGUCGGCCAUGUACAUAGCGGUGAAGGAGAAAGCUUUCUACAUCUACAGUCUGCUGCUGUCGCACAACAGCGACAGGAUUGAACGACAUGAACUUCAAAGACAGCGCAAGUUUGUAACGAAAUAUGAGGACUCCUACGUAAACCAGUUAAAAAGAAGGACGGCGAGUCAGACGAACAUCCCCGAGUUUGCAACGAAAAUCGACCACAUUUUCCACGUACUCGACAGCAUUAAGUUACUUCGCCCGAUUCUACAGGUAUCUGCUCUGGCGCACCAUCUAAAUAUUCGAUUCGACUUCGAGAGAUGUGAUGUUCAGCCGAUGAUAGGGUGUCGGAAUAGAUCCAAUUGCGGAAUAACGGACUACGAAGCGGAAGAAAUUUUUAUUGCAGCGGGGUCACUUCCUCUCAACGAAGUUAUUGGAACGCUGCAUGGAGGAAGGAAACACAGGAGCGGCCCUUCGAAGUUUUUGCCAUUGGGACGGGCGUGCCAACUUCGCACUGCAUUCUGGGAUGCUCCUGUCUACCAUGUGACCGCUCACAUGACCCCAAGAGCAUGCGCAGGCCAGCUUCCAAAGCAGACGAGAGGAGUCGUGAUUGCCUUGCAGUUCAGAUAACUGCAUUGUGAUGAACGCGGCGCGUCCAGCUUUAUUUGUGUGUGUUCGGAGGUUUACUCUUAUUUUACCCUUCUACUACAAGACCGGUCAGGAUCUGCAGGACAACCACGCAGGACUAGAAACAUCAUUCGCGGCAGCGAUGUUUGUGUGACGACGUGGCCGCGUUUUGUGUGUUUGUUGCUGAAGUGGUAAAGCGUGCCAGUAAUCAAAUUUGUACAACGAUGGAGGAAAUCAAUUGAAUCUGCAGCUGUAGCACAGCGCCAGCUUGGAAAGGAACGAUUCAAGAUGACUCUCUCACAGACAGGGGUACGAAACACACCGAUCAAGUACGUACUUACGAAUGAAACGUUAUUCCCGCGACAGAGCUGCUACCUGUUGAACGAGAGCCGCAACCGCGGUAAGAACACGUUAACAAAACGUUGUUUCCGCAGUGGUGCUCACAUGUUAAGAGUAAGUGACUUUGGAAAAGCAUAAAAGCACGAAAAGCAGCGCUAGCAACAAAGCGUUGCCAAACCGAAACUUUAGAGAGGAUCACGUGGUGGACAGGAAGUAAUGGCGGUUUUGACAGAGGCGACCGCCAGAGGGGUCCCACGCAAAUCUGCUCGAAACGGCCGCUCCUGUGUUUCCUUCCUCCAUGGAACGCUGGCCCACGAGCUUUGUCAUUUCGCCCUCCAUGCGGUGUAUCGAAAUGGUGGAAAGCCUUAUCAUAGCCACGUUAUGGAGAGGAAACUCAAUUAUCAGAAGAUCAUUGGACAAAUUGAGAAGAGAAAGGAAAAAUUAGACGAGAUACUCAGGUUGGCCCUCGACUACGAUGAGGAGGAGGAAAUGAUUGUUCGUGUGCCUCAUAUUCUCGCACUGCACAGCAUUUCCGGACAAGGAAUAGAAGUAUUACGGUCACAGACGCCGGAAUUGCUUCAAUUCUACCAGCAGUAUAUUGUUCCGGAUCUGGUUGCACACAGCCUGAUUGCUUCUCCGAGUAAAGAUGCACAUAAUAUUAUGACGGAAAAUAUCAGACUCGACAAGGCACGCAGCACCGAAGCACUGGGGGUAGUGUUUGGGGAGCCACUAAAAAGCUUGAACACGGAGAAUGUUCCACUCCUGGUUCUUGCAGGUCGCGAAGUCUCGCUACUCGAGAUACUUGUUCACGAUUAUGUCAAGUCUACGGGCUUGUCAUACAUAUUCUUCGAUGCCUCCCAGUAUGACGAAAUCUUAGAGGAUGUGUUGGUCGUGAACAAAUGCAACCUUGUGCUUAUUACGUGCGACGAUAGAGAAAAAAAUUGUAAAAUACUCAAAGUGCUCAGCGAAAUUUCCGAUGUGGUUGACCCGAAAGUCAUUCUGAUCGUUCGAGAGGAUGAGAAAGCACACUUCGUUGAAAAAGUUCGGACCGACCAGUUCUUUUCGAGCAAGUACGAUGUCGCCGAUGUCGACACGGCGCACAUGAAAAACAUCACCCUAGAAUGCAAGGAUCGGAUCAGAAAGGCGUCCCGCAUCCGUUUCCAAGAAUGUAAUUACAGGUUUGAACUUCAGGACGUCAUAGAUUUCGACAACUUUUCAGCUUUCAUCGAUACCUCAACCUUCCUGGGGCUCUGUAAGACGCCUGACAUAGUCGUAGGACCCACACCUUGUGGAUUAAAACACGAUGUUGGUGAAACGUACGUCAAACGGAAACUGAAACGGUUUACUGAGGUGAACGAAGCAAAACUUCAUUCUCCCAGCGACGCAUUUGCUUUCUAUGGAUGUUCCGGAGAGACAGUUUCUAAGUUUCUUCCACCUCACCAACGGGUUCAGAAAAGUUGGUGCUGUGGCAACUUUGAAAGGUUUGUUCUUCACAACGACAUUGAGCAACAUGAGUACAUGGUGAAAGCGUAUCUUCAAAACAACAAAGUGAUACAUCUGCUGCAGUACAGCGAGAUUCCGGGAAUAUCUGUCAAGACUCACUCGAAGUGCCCUGGACGUUUUCCAUUCAUGGAAGUAGUGUACCAUGACGAGGAUGACCUCCUGCAGUUACCGGAAAAAGUUGUCGUCGUCUGUGGUGCUCCCGGAAUCGGCAAGAGCGCGUUGGCAUCUCGGCUGUCCGAAGAACUGAAAAAACAUGCAGGUACGAAGAGAUGCGUGCUGCACGUAGACCUGCCAAACAAAGUUGAAUCAGUUGUCACGGAAACGGAUGCCGGAUACUUGCUACAUUUGGCCGAUUUAUGCGGAGUACAGAAAACAGGGCUGGAGUUCUUCUUGUUUCAGCAAAGUGUGCAGAAUGGGAUCCCCUUCGAGAUUUUUAUAAUUUUCGAUGCAUUUGACGAAAUCAAUCGACACUGGCGCAACUACAUUCUUAAACUUGUUGAAUAUUUAACUACAACGCAAGUUUCAAAGACCUUUAUAAUGAGCCGCACAAUUUUUAAGACCGUGAUACAGGAUACCAUUCGUACCAUUCCUUUUGAACUCGCUCCAUUUUCGUACUCUGAUAACGUUGAUUAUAUGAUAAAGCACUGGAGCGCAAAUGGAAUGACUGGCGUCUCCUACGAGGAACUACGUACAAGGGCCGAGCUGGUGCUUCAGCCGUACCUGGUGGCCAUGGGCUUCCCUAACACACCCCUUAAAAUCCCAAUGUUCACUAGAAUUAUUGCUCAGCUGGAACAAAAUUCAGAGUUCCACGAAGAGGCAAGUUUUCGCAAAAGCACCAACAUCUUUGAUAUCUACAGAACGUUCGCAGACUGCAAGUACGAAACUUACCAGAAGCAAAAGCUGCAGCUAAAGCUUAAUACGUUCGCUUCAGCUGGAGAAUAUGCCGAAAAGACUACGGAAAAAGAGUUCUACCAUGUACUGGGUCUUCUAGCUGUGAAUGCCAUUUUUGAUGACGAACUGAUCGAGACGCUGACAGAGAGGAGCGUCCUGGAGCCAGGCGGACCUCUUAUGCGAGACGUGGCUGACGGUCUCAUUGGACAUGGAAUAGUUGAUGGCCUACAUGAUGGGAAUCCAACUUUCAUUCACAGGACGAUCGCCGAAUUCUUUGCAGCCCAUUUUCUGUUUUGCAAGAUUAAGAAAGCUGGAAGCAACAUUUCCAGGCUGGUGACGGCAGUGUUAGGACUGUAUGUGGAAAGUAACUAUGAGCAGGUUGUGAUGUUCCUCGAUCAUUUCGCAACCGAAUCCUUCCCCUUGCAUUCCGCGAUUAUCCGUGGAGAUACUUCCUCUCUAACAGGCAUCAGAGAAGAAGACGUGUACGAGCUAGACCAUCUAGAUCGAGCGCUACUCCACGUAGCGGCGCUGCAUGCAGACCCAGCAACCCUGAAGGCGCUCCCAGUUAACGAGUCACCGAUACGGAAAGACAAGCUUGGAAUGACUCCCAUCAUGUACGCAGAAAAACUGCGAGAAGGGAGUGUAUUCGACAUAAUCUGUGACUGCUUCUCCAAUGCUAGCUCCGACUUGGCCGAAGAGUUUCCGACCGCCUUCAGAAAUGCCACGACAGAGAAAUCUCUCCGGAAGUCUGUGUUCUACGAAGUCGUAAAGGCGAACCGCUGUUCCCCGUUAAGGCUCCUUCUGAGCCGAUUGUGCAGGAAACGCAGCGAGUGUCGCCAGGGAAUUAAUCCCGAUCUUGUAGACGUCGAUACUAUCAGGGAUGAGGAGGGGAGAACUCUAUUGUUUUACGCAAAUACGACGGCUGUGCUGGAACUGCUCCUGCCAUACUGUGAACUUCUGGCAAUAGAUAAAUAUGGCUAUACUGUGUUGCAUUAUAGAAUCACGUGGCAUCAACAGAAAAGCCCGUCUUCUCUCGGGACGAUUGCCUUCGAGGAGGUAGAGUUUCUUAUUCUCCAUUCCACUGCAGAUUUUCGGAAGAGCUGGGAGACAACUCAUUUUCAGCAGACAGCAGAAGAAGUGGAGACCAAGUUAGUGAAAUUGUUGCUGCUCCGAUCGCUGAGGAGUCCCGCCGCAACGUGGCGCUCGAUGCUGCUGCAAUCCUCAUGCCAGCUUCACGUCAUCAACUUGCUUCUUCCUCAUGCCUUGAUGUGCAAUCCUGCAGUGAACACAGUCUUUUCACCUUAUUCGAGCGACAAAUCGAAGGCUACCGGAGGCGCCCAGUUGGAUUUGUGGAGACCAGGCAGUCAACUGCUUUAUUACUCACCCCAGAAAAUAUGCGAAGUCGUGCAGCGUUCGCACGAUACUCAACUUGAAAAACUUAAAGUCUUGGUUCCUUAUUUCGAAACCGGCGAUCUUAUUAAAUAUACGAUGCAGUUCAUAUCGUCGGAUAUACUCUACGAAGCAAAGAACCUUGCCGUGCUGAAACACGUACUUCUCCGUUUCGACACUUUGUUUACGGACAAAGACGACUACGCAGCAUUGCACCUCUGUGCUAGACUUGGAAAGGUAGACGAAAUCAAGAUGUUACUUCCCCAUUCGAAUCUCUUUGUUACAGAUAAAGAAGGAGGAAGCGCUUCCCAACUUUCAUGCGUAGCAUCGAGGAAAGAAGUGACUGACUUGUUCGAUCGGUGGAUGAUGAAGACUAAAAAAGCAGGACAAUGCGCUCCAUGAAGCAACGUCGUCAGCAUUGCGUCAUGUGAUUAUUCACGCACGAGGACGUUAUUGACGAAGAAUAAAUACGACCAAGUUUUCAUUA
Ornithodoros turicata is the source of this 5458-nucleotide messenger RNA. RefSeq lists its product as uncharacterized. Lineage: Eukaryota; Metazoa; Arthropoda; Arachnida; Ixodida; Argasidae. The transcript is spliced from 2 exons. The record is from RefSeq and is a predicted model, not a curated record. The coding region runs from base 1405 to 5373 and encodes 1322 amino acids.